This is a messenger RNA of Equus caballus (horse), 546 nucleotides long. Lineage: Eukaryota; Metazoa; Chordata; Mammalia; Perissodactyla; Equidae. The record is from RefSeq and is a predicted model, not a curated record.
AUGAGAGCAUACAAGGUGGCCAUCCGUUUUCUACAUAAAAGCCACUGGCCAGUGAACGACUCAGACAAGAACUCCCUGUACACCAUUGAGGCCACGGCCUACGCGCUGAUGCAGAAGCUGGAUCUGGGUCGGCACAAUGAGACGUACGCCAUCAUCAAGUGGCUCCUGGAGAAGCGGGAGCUGGGAGGCGGUUUCCAGUCCACCCAGGCCACGGCGGUGGCCGUCGAGGCCCUCACCCGCUUCAGCCAAGCUGUCCCCUUCGAGGGUGUCCAGGAUCUCCGAGUCCAGAUCAGCGCCCCUAAGACAGCCUUCAGCGUGGAGUGGCUCAUCGAUCAGAACAGUGCCUACCAGCAGCGGUCAGCAAAGAUCUUGACCAUGUGCCACAGGUCCCCAGAGUCCUGGGAGCACACCUGUAACCUGUUCCACCUGAACGUGACUCUCCAGAAUGCCCCGGAAGUGAAUAAAAAGGGGGAAGAGACCUUACGGCUCCGGAUGGAGACAAGGUCCCAGGAUGGCGGGCUCCACCAUGGCAAACAUACUCCAUGA